Molecule: messenger RNA, 3180 nt
Organism: Fusarium venenatum
Lineage: Eukaryota; Fungi; Ascomycota; Sordariomycetes; Hypocreales; Nectriaceae
Source: RefSeq, a predicted model, not a curated record
AUGCCUCCUCUUGUGCCACGCAAACGUUUGCGUGAGUCGUCACCCCCAGGACAAGGCAGAGUAACAAAAGCAGCUAAAGAGAAGCCCGAUGCAUCGCGGCGCAAAGCAACACUUUACGACGACUUAGACGCAUCCGCGACACCCAAUUCAAAUUCAGUUCUCCAUGGUUUUGACAAUGAUGACGAUGAUGGAAGCUCUUUGACCUCUUUGUCGGAUGAUGAAUUUGAGGAUGUUGUGCCACCAAAGAAACCAAAGGGCAGCGAUGAUGAUUCUGGAGACGACGAUGACAUCCAAUUUGAGGAUGUCGAAGCACCAGUUGCACCUUUGCCGGACGCCCCGGUAACCUCUGGAGACCUUGAAUUGAUACUCACGCGUGAUACACGAAUUUCACUCACAAACGCAUUCGAUAGAAAGGGACCCUCAAAGCGUGAAAGAAAGGUUCGACAUGCCUCGCACUGCGUUCAUGUCAUGCUACUUCUGUGGCAUAACGCUUCCCGAAAUUCAUGGCUUUGCGAUCCUGAAGUGCAGGCGACUAUGAUUUCUCAUCUAACCCCCAGGCUCUGGGAUGAGGUGGACCGAUGGAGGCGCAACAGUGGCCUUGAAAAGAAGCCGCCGCCUAAAAAGCCAAUAAAGGAUAACAACAAAUCAAGAGGGAAGGGCAAAAAAGUACCCGAUAGAAGAUUGCGCGACUGGGGAGCUGAGGCUGAGAGACUGGAACCAGGUGCUGUCGAUAUGAGUCAUGGAGAUCCCCUGUUCCGACUCAUGCAAACACUCUCUGCUUGGUGGAAACAGCGGUUUCGAAUUACAGCACCAGGGCUUAGAAAAUGGGGAUACAUGUCUCUUGAACGGCUAGAUCGUCUGACAAAGGCACAAAAAGCAGAACCUCACGAUCCGGAGCAAUUCGGCGAGAAUAUCUCAGGCCUAGAAGGAUUGAGAUGUUGUGCCCGAAGCUGUGAGGGCAGCCGAGAUGUAGGUGCCCAACUGUUUACCGCUUUACUUCGCGGACUAGGUCUAGAAGCGCGCAUGGUUGCGAACCUGCCUUGUCUAGGAUUUGGGUGGAACAAACUUGAAGAGGCCGAGCCGGAAAAGAGCGACAGCAUGAACCAGACAAAGCCUACUCUAGAUAAGAAGGCAAAAACGACUACGAAAACAGCAGCUGUGACAAAAAAGCAGUCCAAUAAAAAGACAACACAGGCUGCUAAAAACACAACACGAAAGCCGAAACCAAAACCCGAGGUUGUAAACGAUUCGGAGGAUUUAGAACUUGAAUACAAGGACACUGACGACGAGUCGGUUGUGGAUAUGGAGGUCACGCCGAGAAAGAUAUCGACCAAGAAGUUUGAUACGGAUAUGGAUUUUCCACAUUACUGGACUGAAGUCUUGUCACCAGUCACGAAUAAGUACCUGCCUGUCGAUGCGAUUGUCAAGAAUGUGGUCGGGACGAAUCGAGAUUUGAUAGAGUCUCUGGAGCCUCGUGGAGCAAAAGCCGACAAGGCACGUCAGAUAAUGGCGUAUAUCAUUGGGUAUUCGCAUGACGGUACCGCCAAGGACGUCACAGUCAGGUAUCUGAAGCGGAACAUGCUUCCUGGUCGCACAAAGGGAGUCAGAAUGACGCCGGAAAAGGUCCCCGUCUACAAUCGACAUGGGAAGAUCAAGCGAUACGAUCAGUUCGACUGGUUCAAAACUGCAAUGUCAGGAUACCAACGAGGCAGCAAGAAGCAUCCCAUUACUGAGAUCGACGAAGCCGAAGAAGCGACAGAUUUGAAGCCAGCCAAACCAGAAAAGAAGGAGGUCAAGGAAGGCCAAGAGACUUUACAAUACUACAAGCAGUCAAAGGAGUUUGUCCUAGAGCGCCACUUGAAACGCGAGGAGGCUCUUAAACCCGAAGCAAAACCCGCAAAGAUGUUCAAGAACAAGGGAAAGGGUGGCAAGGUGGAGGAAGAAGACGUUUUCCUACGCAGCGAUGUCCUGAACGUCAAGAGUGCCGAAACUUGGCACAAGCAGGGCCGGGCACCAAAACCUGGGGAGCAGCCAUUGAAGAGGGUUCCCUACCGCGCAGCUACCUUGAACCGCAAAAGGGAGAUAUUGGAGGCGGAAGCUGCUACAGGAGAAAAGGUUCUGCAGGGCCUCUACAGUUGGGAGCAAACAGACUGGAUCAUUCCACCACCAAUCAAGGACGGGGUCAUUCCCAAGAACGAAUACGGGUAUGAAUUCAUUUAUGAGAAAGUCUUUGAACUCGCUAACUAUGUUAAUAGGAACAUUGACUUGUUUGCCGAACAUAUGUGUCCUAAGGGUGCUGUACAUGUGCCCUUUCGUGGGGCAAUACGAGUUUGCAAAAAGCUUCAAAUCGACUACGCAGAGGCUGUCGUGGACUUUGAAUUUGGCCACCGUAUGGCUGUUCCCGUCAUCCAGGGCGUCGUCAUCGCUGAAGAGAACCAUGAUAUGGUUAUGGUUGAACUCGAAAAGGAUGAAGCAGAGCGCGCCCGAAAAGAAGACGAGAAAAGACGAAAGAAGGCACUUACACAAUGGCGUCGUUUCCUUAUGGGCAUGCGCAUAGCAGAACGAAUUAGACAGGAGUACGGAGAGAUCACCGACGACAUAUCUGUGUUUGGGCAUGCUAGGGACUCAGCCCAUUCGAAGAAGCCAGCAUUGGUACCGGAUGAGGAUAUGGCUGGUGGAUUCCUUCCAGAGGGCUACGAAGAAGAAGUCGAGGAGGAUCAAGGAUUACCGGCACACCAUACUUCGAGCUUCUUCCCUGCUGUCGACGAAUAUGACGAAGGUGACGAUGGACUCGUGAUGGAGCACGGCGGGGAAGAUCAACAGAGAAUGACGGUCCAAAUGGAUAUUGACGGUGAAGAAGUAGCCUCCCCGAAAUCUCAGGCUGACGCAGGGCUGGACCCCGAACCCAAGGCAAAGUCAGAGCCUGAAAUGGAUCAAGACAUGGAGCAAGAAGAGCUCAACCUGGAAGCAAAAUCCGAGUCAGAAUCCGAACAGCCGCGCACAAGCGCAAGAUCAAGAAAAGGGGCUCCCAAGAGACGAAUAAAAAACGAACAGCAUGCACCUGUGCAUGCGACUCGUCGAUCGACACGGAGCGGCCGCAAGGUUGUCUCAUAUGACGAGGAUGGUGUGAAUAAUGAUGAUGAGAUAGCGGAUUCUCAUGCUGAAUCUGAGGAAGACUAG